Sorex araneus (European shrew) is the source of this 1434-nucleotide messenger RNA. It is a transcript of the gene MMP10, whose product is annotated as matrix metallopeptidase 10. The record is from RefSeq and is a predicted model, not a curated record. Gene Ontology annotation, biological process: extracellular matrix organization; proteolysis; collagen catabolic process. Gene Ontology annotation, molecular function: zinc ion binding; metalloendopeptidase activity. Gene Ontology annotation, cellular component: extracellular matrix. Lineage: Eukaryota; Metazoa; Chordata; Mammalia; Eulipotyphla; Soricidae. The transcript is spliced from 10 exons. Bases 1 to 1434 code for a protein of 477 amino acids.
AUGAAGAGUCUGCCAACUCUGCUGCUGCUGUGCCUGGCCAUCUGCUCAGCCCAUCCGCUGGACAGAGACCCUGGGGGCCAGGGCAGCAUCAUGGACUUCGUGCAGCAAUACCUAGAAAAAUACUACAAUCUUAAAAAAGAUUCAAGACUCUUAGUUAGAACAGAGAACAAUGGUCUUAUUGCUGAAAAAAUCCAAGAAAUGCAGAGAUUCCUGGGACUGAAGGUGACAGGGAAUCCUGACCCUGAGACUUUGGAAAUGAUGCACAAGCCCAGGUGUGGCGUUCCUGAUGUUUGGGACUUCAGCACCUUUCCUGGCUCGCCCAAGUGGAAGAAACACCACUUGACUUACAGAAUUGUGAACUAUACUCCGGAUUUGCCAGAAGAUGCUGUGGACGCUGCCAUUGAAAGAGCGCUGAAAGUUUGGGAGGAGGUGACGCCACUUACAUUCUCCAGGAUGCAUGAAGGAGAGGCUGACAUCAUGAUCACCUUCGCAGUGGGAGAACAUGGAGACUUUUUCCCUUUUGAUGGGCCUGGAGAAAUCUUGGCUCAUGCCUUUGCACCUGGCCCGGGGAUUUCUGGAGAUGCUCAUUUUGAUGAUGACGAAAAGUGGACAAAGGACACAUCAGGGACCAAUUUAUUCCUGGUUGCCACCCAUGAACUUGGCCAUUCCCUGGGCCUCCGUCACUCAGACAAUCCUGAAGCUUUGAUGUACCCUCUCUACAAUACUCUCACUGACCCGAACCGAUUCCGUCUCUCUCAAGAUGAUGUGGCUGGCAUCCAGUCCCUGUAUGGACCUCCCACUGUUUCCACGGAUGCCCCAGCAGUGUCCACGAAACCUGUGCCCACAAGACCCGGGCCCCCAGACAUGUGUGAUCCUGCCUUGUCCUUUGAUGCUGUCAGCACUCUGAGGGGAGAAACCCUGUUCUUCAAGGGCAGGUAUUUUUGGCGCAAAUACCUCAGGGCAUCUAAACCUGAGUUGUAUCCAAUCUCUUCAUUUUGGCCCUCUAUUCCUUCUGGCAUCGACGCUGCAUAUGAAGUUAAAAGCAAGGAUACUGUCUUCAUUUUUAAAGGACAGCAGUUCUGGGCCGUCAGAGGAAAUGAGGUGCAGGCAGGUUACCCAAGAAGCAUCCAAACUCUCGGAUUUCCCCCAACAAUAAGGAAAAUCGAUGCUGCUUUUUCUGAUAAUGACAGGAAAAAGACAUACUUUUUCUUGGAGGACAAAUACUGGAGAUUUGAUGAAAAGAGACAGACCAUGGAGCCAGGCUUUCCGAAGAAAAUAGCUGAAGACUUCCCAGGAGUCCACCCCAGAGUUGAUGCUGUCUUUGAAGCAUUUGGAUUUUUCUAUUUCUUCCGUGGAUCUUCACAGUUGGAAUUUGAUCCCAAUGCAAAGAAAGUGACUCAUAUUUUGAAGAGCAACAACUGGCUCGACUGCUAG